AAAUGUUUUCCUGCGUUGCCAGGACCGUCCGCCGCUCUGAGUCAUGUGCGAGUGGGAAGUCGCACUGACACUGAGCCGGGCCAGAGGGAGAGGAGCCGAGCGCGGCGCGGGGCCGAGGGACUCGCAGUGUGUGUAGAGAGCCGGGCUCCUGCGGAUGGGGGCUGCCCCCGGGGCCUGAGCCCGCCUGCCCGCCCACCGCCCCGCCCCGCCCCUGCCACCCCUGCCGCCCGGUUCCCAUUAGCCUGUCCGCCUCUGCGGGACCAUGGAGUGGUAGCCGAGGAGGAAGCAUGCUGGCCGUCGGCUGCGCGCUGCUGGCUGCCCUGCUGGCCGCGCCGGGAGCGGCGCUGGCCCCAAGGCGCUGCCCUGCGCAGGAGGUGGCGAGAGGCGUGCUGACCAGUCUGCCAGGAGACAGCGUGACUCUGACCUGCCCGGGGGUAGAGCCGGAAGACAAUGCCACUGUUCACUGGGUGCUCAGGAAGCCGGCUGCAGGCUCCCACCCCAGCAGAUGGGCUGGCAUGGGAAGGAGGCUGCUGCUGAGGUCGGUGCAGCUCCACGACUCUGGAAACUAUUCAUGCUACCGGGCCGGCCGCCCAGCUGGGACUGUGCACUUGCUGGUGGAUGUUCCCCCCGAGGAGCCCCAGCUCUCCUGCUUCCGGAAGAGCCCCCUCAGCAAUGUUGUUUGUGAGUGGGGUCCUCGGAGCACCCCAUCCCUGACGACAAAGGCUGUGCUCUUGGUGAGGAAGUUUCAGAACAGUCCGGCCGAAGACUUCCAGGAGCCGUGCCAGUAUUCCCAGGAGUCCCAGAAGUUCUCCUGCCAGUUAGCAGUCCCGGAGGGAGACAGCUCUUUCUACAUAGUGUCCAUGUGCGUCGCCAGUAGUGUCGGGAGCAAGUUCAGCAAAACUCAAACCUUUCAGGGUUGUGGAAUCUUGCAGCCUGAUCCGCCUGCCAACAUCACAGUCACUGCCGUGGCCAGAAACCCCCGCUGGCUCAGUGUCACCUGGCAAGACCCCCACUCCUGGAACUCAUCUUUCUACAGACUACGGUUUGAGCUCAGAUAUCGGGCUGAACGGUCAAAGACAUUCACAACAUGGAUGGUCAAGGACCUCCAGCAUCACUGUGUCAUCCACGACGCCUGGAGCGGCCUGAGGCACGUGGUGCAGCUUCGUGCCCAGGAGGAGUUCGGGCAAGGCGAGUGGAGCGAGUGGAGCCCGGAGGCCAUGGGCACGCCUUGGACAGGCUUCUCUCCACAGACCAUCCCGGGUGGCAUUUGGGACCCAGCUGGAGAAUCCAGGAGUCCUCCAGCUGAGAACGAGGUGUCCACCCCCAUGCAGGCACUUACUACUAAUAAAGACGAUGAUAAUAUUCUCUUCAGAGAUUCUGCAAAUGCGACAAGCCUCCCAGGAACUGCCAUCAAGGAGGUCCCCAAAGCCUUCCGUUUGUUGUACCCUCUUUGUGCCUUGUGGGAGCAGGUGGAAUGUCACCAGAAAAGCCACUCUGAAAUGCAAGAUUCUUCUUCAGUACCACUGCCCACAUUCCUGGUUGCUGGAGGGAGCCUGGCCUUCGGAACGCUCCUCUGCAUUGCCAUUGUUCUGAGGUUCAAGAAGACGUGGAAGCUGCGGGCUCUGAAGGAAGGCAAGACAAGCAUGCAUCCGCCGUACUCUUUGGGGCAGCUGGUCCCGGAGAGGCCUCGACCCACCCCAGUGCUUGUUCCUCUCAUCUCCCCACCGGUGUCCCCCAGCAGCCUGGGGUCUGACAAUACCUCGAGCCACAACCGACCAGAUGCCAGGGACCCACGGAGCCCUUAUGACAUCAGCAAUACAGACUACUUCUUCCCCAGAUAGCUGGCUGGGUGGCACCAGCAGCCUGGACCCUGUGGAUGAUAAAACACAAACGGGCUCAGCAAAAGAUGCUUCUCACUGCCAUGCCAGCUUAUCUCAGGGGUGUGCGGCCUUUGGCUUCACGGAAGAGCCUUGCGGAAGGUUCUACGCCAGGGGAAAAUCAGCCUGCUCCAGCUGUUCAGCUGGUUGAGGUUUCAAACCUCCCUUUCCAAAUGCCCAGCUUAAAGGGGCUAGAGUGAACUUGGGCCACUGUGAAGAGAACCAUAUCAAGACUCUUUGGACACUCACACGGACACUCAAAAGCUGGGCAGGUUGGUGGGGGCCUCGGUGUGGAGAAGCGGCUGGCAGCCCACCCCUCAACACCUCUGCACAAGCUGCACCCUCAGGCAGGUGGGAUGGAUUUCCAGCCAAAGCCUCCUCCAGCCGCCAUGCUCCUGGCCCACUGCAUCGUUUCAUCUUCCAACUCAAACUCUUAAAACCCAAGUGCCUUAGCAAAUUCUGUUUUUCUAGGCCUGGGGACGGCUUUUACUUAAACCGCCAAGGCUGGGGGAAGAAGCUCUCUCCUCCCUUUCUUCCCUACAGUUGAAAAACAGCUGAGGGUGAGUGGGUGAAUAAUACAGUAUCUCAGGGCCUGGUCGUUUUCAACAGAAUUAUAAUUAGUUCCUCAUUAGCAUUUUGCUAAAUGUGAAUGAUGAUCCUAGGCAUUUGCUGAAUACAGAGGCAACUGCAUUGGCUUUGGGUUGCAGGACCUCAGGUGAGAAGCAGAGGAAGGAGAGGAGAGGGGCACAGGGUCUCUACCAUCCCCUGUAGAGUGGGAGCUGAGUGGGGGAUCACAGCCUCUGAAAACCAAUGUUCUCUCUUCUCCACCUCCCACAAAGGAGAGCUAGCAGCAGGGAGGGCUUCUGCCAUUUCUGAGAUCAAAACGGUUUUACUGCAGCUUUGUUUGUUGUCAGCUGAACCUGGGUAACUAGGGAAGAUAAUAUUAAGGAAGACAAUGUGAAAAGAAAAAUGAGCCUGGCAAGAAUGUGUUUAAACUUGGUUUUUAAAAAACUGCUGACUGUUUUCUCUUGAGAGGGUGGAAUAUCCAAUAUUCGCUGUGUCAGCAUAGAAGUAACUUACUUAGGUGUGGGGGAAGCACCAUAACUUUGUUUAGCCCAAAACCAAGUCAAGUGAAAAAGGAGGAAGAGAAAAAAUAUUUUCCUGCCAGGCAUGGUGGCCCACGCACUUCGGGAGGUCGAGGCAGGAGGAUCACUUGAGUCCAGAAGUUUGAGAUCAGCCUGGGCAAUGUGAUAAAACCCCAUCUCUACAAAAAGCAUAAAAAUUAGCCAAGUGUGGUAGAGUGUGCCUGAAGUCCCAGAUACUUGGGGGGCUGAGGUGGGAGGAUCUCUUGAGCCUGGGAGGUCAAGGCUGCAGUGAGCCGAGAUUGCACCACUGCACUCCAGCCUGGGUGACAGAGCAAGUGAGACCCUGUCUCAAAAAAAGAAAAAGAAAAAGAAAAAAUAUUUUCCCUAUUAGAGAAGAGAUUGUGGUUUCAUUCUGUAUUUUGUUUUUGUCUUAAAAAGUGGAAAAAUAGCCUGCCUCUUCUCUACUCUAGGGAAAAACCAGCGUGUGACUACUCCCCCAGGUGGUUAUGGAGAGGGUGUCCGGUCCCUGUCCCAGUGCCGAGAAGGAAGCCUCCCACGACUGCCCGGCAGGGUCCUAGAAAUUCCCCACCCUGAAAGCCCUGAGCUUUCUGCUAUCAAAGAGGUUUUAAAAAAAUCCCAUUUAAAAAAAAUCCCUUACCUCGGUGCCUUCCUCUUUUUAUUUAGUUCCUUGAGUUGAUUCAGCUCUGCAAGAAUUGAAGCAGGACUAAAUGUCUAGUUGUAACACCAUGAUUAACCACUUCAGCUGACUUUUCUGUCCGAGCUUUGAAAAUUCAGUGGUGUUAGUGGUUACCCAGUUAGCUCUCAAGUUAUCAGGGUAUUCCAGAGUGGGGAUAUGAUUUAAAUCAGCCGUGUAACCAUGGACCCAAUAUUUACCAGACCACAAAACUUUUCUAAUACUCUACCCUCUUAGAAAAACCACCACCAUCACCAGACAGGUGCGAAAGGAUGAAAGUGACCAUGUUUUGUUUACGGUUUUCCAGGUUUAAGCUGUUACUGUCUUCAGUAAGCCGUGAUUUUCAUUGCUGGGCUUGUCUGUAGAUUUUAGACCCUAUUGCUGCUUGAGGCAACUCAUCUUAGGUUGGCAAAAAGGCAGGAUGGCCGGGCGCGGUGGCUCACGCCUGUAAUCCUAGCACUUUGGGAGGCCAAGGUGGGAGGAUUGCUUGAGCUCAGGAGUUUGAGACCAACCUGGGUAACAUAGUGAGACACCAUCUCUAUUAUGAACAAUAACAGUUAAGAAAAAAAAAGGCAGGCAGGCGGUUAUGGUGGUUCCCUCCCAUCCCACCACAUAAAGUUUCUGAGACUUGAGAACAGCAAAAUGCUGUUAAAGGGAAAUAUUAAGAAUGAGAAUCUGCAGUAAGGGUGAUUCUGUGCCCACAGUUCUUCAAUUCUUUAUACCGUUUUACCCACAUGUGGUGUUACCAAAGCCGGGCAGAACCAUGCUAGCGGAAGAUGUGAAAUCCAGAUAGCUCAUUAUUGCCAAGAGCUAGGCAGCUUUGAUCUCCAAAUUGUUAUUGCUUUCAUUUUUAUUGUAAUGGAAUUGCUUUGUUUUGUUUUUUUGUUUUUGUAUUGAAGAGGGUUGUUUUCCCUUUAUUUUUCAUAAGCUAAUGUAAAUGAAGAAAAAAUGUCUUCUCUGGGCUGUAGGCCUGGCUCAGCGUACACAGGUAUACAUCCUAAGCUCUCUAUGUUCUCUAAUCUGUGGUGACUGAACAUGUGUCUCAAUGCACGGGGCAUUUCUACCUGUGUUUCUGCAGCACCCCCACUGCCUUGAGUCCCCAGCAGUGCUGUUAUUUGCCUAACACCUGUAGCCAUCUGCCACGCAGCCAGACGUGAAACGCUGAGACAGAGACCAUUUAGGUUAAAUACGACAGCUUAUCCUGCUGGGUGGGGAAAGUAAAAAAUAUGCUGGUUCAAGGCCUAAAGUAAAAUGAUCAAUAAUGUUUGUAGCAUUAAUGAAAUAUUUUCAAGAAAUGUGUCCAGGGGUAGCACUGGCUAUGUUGACGAGGCCUUUGGUAACUCAGAGAGCUCUUGGCCCUGAUGGGGACUUGCCCUUACGCUUUCUUUAUCAGGCUCUGAGUUCACACGGAGCCUCUGGCACUUCCCUGCUGUCUUGGGAGAAAGGAAACUGGUUGCCGCGGCAGGUUGUGGAAUCUGUUGCUGGAACCAGGCUGGAAGCCCACCUGGUAGUGAACAGGGCCCAGUGGGGCAGGCUGGGCAUGUUGUGGUCUAUGGGUUUGUUUCCUGGAGAAUGUUCAGGAAUGUCUUCCCAGCUGCUUUGGUGCUGAGCUCUAUUAUCUCACAGCACGUCCAGAAGGCUAACCCAGGUGGGGAGGAUGCUGACACCAGCUCCAGGUGGAGUUGGUGGUCUUAAUUUGGAGAUGCAGGGGCAACCUGUGACCCUUUGAGGCAAGAGCCCUGCACCCAGCUGUCCCGUGCAGCCGUGGGCAGGGGCUGCACACGGAGGGGCAGGCGGGCCAGUUCAGGGUCCGUGCCAGGCCCUCCUCAGUGCCCUGUGAAGGCCUCCUGUCCUCCGUGCGGCUGGGCACCAGCACCAGGGAGUUUCUAUGGCAACCUUAGUGAUUAUUAAGGAACACUGUCAGUUUUAUGAACAUAUGCUCAAAUGAAAUUCUACUUUAGGAGGAAAGGAUUGGAACAGCAUGUCACAAGGCUGUUAAUUAACAGAGAGACCUUAUUGGAUGGAGAUCACAUCUGUUAAAUAGAAUACCUCAACUCUACGUUGUUUUCUUGGAGAUAAAUAAUAGUUUCAAGUUUUUGUUUGUUUGUUUUACCUAAUUACCUGAAAGCAAAUACCAAAGGCUGAUGUCUGUAUAUGGGGCAAAGGGUCAGUAUAUUUUUCAGUGUUUUUUUUUCUACCAGCUAUUUUGCAUUUAAAGUGAACAUUGUGUUUGGAAUAAAUACUCUUAAAAAAUA
This is a messenger RNA of Homo sapiens (human), 5911 nucleotides long. RefSeq names its product interleukin 6 receptor (gene IL6R). Lineage: Eukaryota; Metazoa; Chordata; Mammalia; Primates; Hominidae. Gene Ontology annotation, molecular function: cytokine receptor activity. The transcript has 12 exons. Gene Ontology annotation, biological process: interleukin-11-mediated signaling pathway; developmental process; cytokine-mediated signaling pathway. The record is from RefSeq and is a predicted model, not a curated record. The coding region runs from base 288 to 1841 and encodes 517 amino acids. Gene Ontology annotation, cellular component: extracellular region; plasma membrane; membrane.